AUGGGUUAUACUUUAGCAAUUUUAGGAUGCGGUGUGAUGGGCCAAGCUGUUCUAUCUGCCAUUUACAAGGCCCCAAAGGCAGAAACUGAGGCUGUCGCAUCAUUAUACCCAUCUAAGAUCAUCACAUGCAACCAUGAUAAUCCAAGUGCUCAACAAGUCACUGAUUUAAUUGCCACUUUUGAAAAGUCUCCAAAUGGUAUUGAAGUGGAAUCUACUUUUGAUCAAAAUGUUAGAGCUGUUCAAGAAGCCACUGUUAUUAUUCUAGGUACUAAACCCUAUCUAGCAGAACCAGUUCUGGAUGGUGUCCGUGAUGUCAUCGAUGGAAAGUUGAUUAUUUCCUUAGCUGCAGGCUGGACCAUUGAUCAAUUACAAAAUUACACAAGAAAGGUCUCCAGAGUCAUGACAAACACUCCAGCUAAAUAUGGUUAUGGUUGUGCUGUUGUAUCUCAUUCCUCAGAGGUCUCUGCUGAAGAAAGAAAAGUUGUAGAUCAAUUAAUUGGUCAUGUUGGUAAAUGCAUCGAAUUGCCAGAAAAGAACAUGGACGCCGCUACUGCUCUUGUGGGUUCUGGUCCAGCGUUCGUUUUAUUGAUGUUGGAAUCUUUAAUGGAAAGUGGUAUCAAAAUGGGUAUCCCACUAAAGGAAAGUAGAGAAUGUGCGAUUAAAGUUCUUGAAGGUACUGCCAAGAUGGUUGAAGAAAGUGGCGAACAUCCAACUGUACUAAAACACCAAGUUUGCACCCCAGGUGGGACUACAAUUGCUGGUUUAUGUGUAAUGGAAGAUAGGGGAGUCAAAAGUGGUAUUAUCAGAGGUGUGGAGGAAGCCUCCAUUGUAGCAGCUAAAUUAGGUAAGAAAAAAUGA
Molecule: messenger RNA, 858 nt
Organism: Naumovozyma castellii
Lineage: Eukaryota; Fungi; Ascomycota; Saccharomycetes; Saccharomycetales; Saccharomycetaceae
Gene: PRO3
Product: pyrroline-5-carboxylate reductase
Exons: 1
Coding region: 1-858 (285 amino acids)
Source: RefSeq, a predicted model, not a curated record